UGUUAGCGACGCCUGAUCACCGUCACAGAAGAUGGCCACCAAGCCGGUGUCAUCCGGUCGCGUGAACCUCGCGAAUUUGGCUCUGGAGAAUCGCAUAGUCGGCGGCAAGUAUCGUUUGCUCAAGUCAAUUGGCAGCGGUUCGUUUGGUGAGAUCUAUCAGGGCAUUAACACGCAGGACGGCAAGGAUGUGGCUGUCAAAAUCGAGGCGAUCGAUGUCAAGUAUCCAUUGCUGCGCUACGAGGCAAAAGUCUAUGAGCAGAUCGGCCCGCAUGCCGGGCUGCCGGCACUCUUGCACUACGGCAGCGAGAAGCGCUUCAAUGCGUUGGUCAUGGAGCUGUUGGGCCCCUCGCUGGAGGAUCUGUUCAAUCUGUGCAAGCGCCACUUCACGCUGAAGACGGUCCUCAUGCUGGCCGAUCAGCUGCUGAUGCGCCUCGAGUGCGUGCAUCAGCACUGCUUUAUACAUCGCGACGUGAAGCCGGAUAACUUUCUGAUGGGCAUCGGCAGGAAUUGCAACAAAUUGUAUAUGAUUGACUUUGGCUUGGCCAAGCGCUACCAGGAUCCGGAGCGCUGCCAGCAUAUACCGUAUCGCGAGGACCGCAAUCUAACCGGCACGGCACGAUACGCCUCGAUCAAUGCGCAGCGCGGCAUCGAGCAAUCACGUCGCGACGACCUGGAGUCCCUUAGCUAUUGCAUCAUGUACUUCAACUUGGGCAAGCUGCCCUGGCAGGGCAUUGUGGCGCCGAACAAGCAGCAGAAAUACGAGAAAAUAUUGGAGCUGAAGCGCAGCAUGUGCAUCGAUGAGAUCUGCAAGUCGUGGCCCGUCGAGUUCUCCCUGUUCAUGAAAUACGCGCGCAACUUGCGCUUCCAGGACGAGCCAGACUACGUCUAUUUGCGUCAAUUGUUUCGCCUGCUCUUUCGCACCCUAAACCACCAUUUCGAUCAUCUCUACGACUGGAGCCACCUGAACCAGCAGCAAAAGGAGCGCGAGCGCGAGCGUGACCGCGAUCGGGAUCGGGAUCGGGAUCGGGAUCGCAGUCGUCGCGAUUCCCAGCAGCAAGUCGAAUUGGAGUUGAAGCGUCUGCGGCGCACCCGUGUCGAACAGGCGCGCUUGAGCAGUCGCUUGGAGAUCGGCGACGGGCACAAGCACAAGCACCUCGAUGACAAGCAACUGAAGUGAUUCGGCUGCAUCGAAAUCUGAUUAUUGAA
Messenger RNA from Drosophila navojoa, 1206 nucleotides. RefSeq names its product casein kinase I. Gene Ontology annotation, molecular function: protein kinase activity; ATP binding. NCBI's taxonomy places the organism in Eukaryota, Metazoa, Arthropoda, Insecta, Diptera, Drosophilidae. Gene Ontology annotation, biological process: protein phosphorylation. The record is from RefSeq and is a predicted model, not a curated record.